Messenger RNA from Solanum lycopersicum (tomato), 1172 nucleotides. Its product is annotated as B3 domain-containing protein At1g49475. Gene Ontology annotation, molecular function: DNA binding. Lineage: Eukaryota; Viridiplantae; Streptophyta; Magnoliopsida; Solanales; Solanaceae. The record is from RefSeq and is a predicted model, not a curated record.
AACCAAUUUGCCUACCUAAACCAUCCAGGUAAAUUCGGAUCCUAAAACGGGUCGGUUCAAGCGGCCAAAUAAAUUUCAUUUGGAUUCCGCACUGAAAAUUCUUCAGAUUCGAAAAGGGUUGUCGGCGGGGAGAUUUUCCGGGAAACCCUUGACGGACGAUUGAUAUAUGUAAAGGUGGUGUUGGAUAGUUCGGGUAUUCACUUUGACCCGUUUAUGGAACACUGGAGUAUCAGUUAGCAGAGUAGAGGAGCUGAUUGUUGAGUGUUUUGGUCAUACUUUGAUUUCGCCCAAUGAGUGGUAAAUGUUUUGUUUUUGUCACUGCAGUUCCCAAAAGCUAAUGCAAAAGAUUGGCAAUAGUUUACCAGAAGAAGAGCAGCCGGUAGAGAUGGUAGACAGACGGGAAGAUCAUCUGGCAGAGACAGCAGCCAGACGGGAAAAGCAGCCGGCAGGGAUGGCAAGCAGACAAGGGCAAGGGGAGCCAAGACCGGUGGAUAUCCCGGAGAGAACCCCUCACUUCUUCAAGAUUAUCCUGUCUCCACAUGCCUCUAAAUUACACAUCCCUGAUGAAUUUGUAACCGAGCAUGGCGCUAAUCUGGGGGAUAUUGUGCUGCUUGAGGUCCCAAAUGGCGUGGUAUGGAAAGUAAGACUGCUAAACUCUAGUGGCAUGGUAUGGUUAAAUGAAGGCUGGAACAAAUUCAAGGAGUACUAUUCAAUUGGUUGUGGUUACUUUUUACUCUUCAGAUACAAAGGAAAUUCCCAGUUCUGUGUGUUUAUAUUUGAUUUAAGUGCUUCUGAGAUUGAAUAUCCUCCUGGCCCAAAUGAAGAUAUGACACCAGAAAAUCGAUCUGUUCUGUGCGUGCGACUAGAGGAAAACGGGAUAAACUUACCCCCACCCGGAGAGCCACCAAAGGAGAAGAGGAUAAACUUAACCCCACCUAAUGAUCCACCAGAGGAAGAUGUGAUAUACUUACCUCCACCUGGUAUUUACACCAUGGAGGAGUUAUCAUUGAUAUCCAUGCCAUCACGGCCAAAGGUAUAAUAGAUAUAUUUAGGGCUAGUUUUUCUCUUACUUUCAGAGCUGCACAAUGUAUUUUACGAUUUAAGUUAUGUAUCCUAGGAAUGUAAAUAUCUUUUUUAUACAAUAAAUGAAUUCAGCACCAAGUUAGUGACCA